UGCUUGAAACCCAAGUAAACCAACGAGCCCCUAUAUUAAAGCAGGCGUUGACCAGUCCUUGCUAUAAUGAAGAGAAGGCCGUGAAAAUGGCAAGAAUCCUCAGAGUUUUCAAAUCAAACCAAAACCAGUCAAAUAUAUUUCACGGCUCCCUCACAAUGAGGCAGCAGCAGCUGCAGCUGCAGCCACGACAACAAUGAAACCCCAAAGUCUCAUCCCAAUUUAACGGCACUGAAAAUGGCCAAACUCAUCUCGGUUGUCAAAGCAAACAAAAACCACGUCAACAAUAUUUCAAAGCUCACAGCCAGAUUGAUGGCUCCUUAUACAACUCUUGCUGGUCCUCCAGAGCUGAUCAGAGACCGUUUCGUGGUUGCCAAUAAUUUCGAGAAUGAGGCAGCCGCAGCCGCAGCCACGACAACAAUGAGACCCCCAAAUCUCUUCCCAAUUUAUGGUAACCCCUGCCUUGAUCUCUUUUUCAGAGUUGUGGAACCAUCCAAGUAUAAAGACUUCAGCGUCAAAGAAAAGAAGAUAUCAGAGAUAAAGGCCGAGGUGGAGGCCUCCUGUACAUAUCUCAAGCAAAUGCUGCCGCUGGCCUGGCAUGGUCCCACAAUCCUCUAACCACCCUCAAGCUCAUCUUCAACCUACUAGAUGAAAAAAGCUUUUGAUGUCUGAACUGAAUCAAGAGCCAUGGAAAGGAAAGGUGAUCAAUUUUAGUGAGUCGCCUCGGCUACACUUUAUACAAGGCAAUAAUCUUAUGAACAAGUGCGAGUUUGUCAGCAAUAUGCACAAGGACCAGAACCUUGAUUUUCAGAAGGUGUUUGAUUUGAUUUUGGAAGUGGCUGUGAAUGGGAAUUUGAAGCCAGAGCAGAUGAUCAAAAAGGUAUUUGUGCUCACAGAAUACAAACACUUUGAAGAUGUUUCCAGCAACAGCUGGAAGACUGAUUAUGAGGCAAUACAGAGCAAGUUUAAGGAGAAAGGGUAUGGGACUGCGGUGCCACACAUAGUGUUUUGGAGGUUCGAAAGUUUGGACCAUGAGUCUAGGCCGGUGAUGCCUUCCACAGAACCAGGGGUGACGCUUUUGAGUGGCUUGUCCAGCAAUUUGAUCAAGUUGUUCUUGGAGAAUGGUGGAGAAAUUAGCCCCGACCAAUUCAUGGAAUCAGCCAUCUCUAGUAAAAAGUUUCAGAAGCUGGUUGUAGUAGACUGACUGAUUAGUUUGAUUUAUGAUCAUCUUAUCUGUCGAUUUAACUUAA
Molecule: messenger RNA, 1247 nt
Organism: Prunus dulcis (almond)
Lineage: Eukaryota; Viridiplantae; Streptophyta; Magnoliopsida; Rosales; Rosaceae
Exons: 2
Coding region: 662-1201 (179 amino acids)
Source: RefSeq, a predicted model, not a curated record